AUGUCUCGAGAUUUUCGGAGUCACCUUCCAGGUGCGCAGCCGUUCCAGCACACCGCGACGCAGGGAUUCCCCGACGCCGCGCUAUUUGAAUGUGUGGACCUUUGUGGACCUUGGGACGGGGAGUAUCUUCUCAUGGCAGUGAAGAACAGCUAUGGCCAUGUGACAGGAGCCCAGGUGCCCACCACUGCGCCUCAGCUGGGGCAGGGCACCAUGGCCCCGGCCACCCAGCUGACGAGUCUGGCUCCGGGCGCGGGCUGCCCCUCGAGCUGUGGGCCUACCAUGCCGACGGGGCCAGUCUACCAGACAUCGAUGGCACCGGUUUAUUCCAAGACCACUAUGGCACCAGGCCCUAAUAGCCAGACUUUGCUGCAUCAUAUCAAGCAGGUGCCAACGCCCUGCAAGUACCGCAGUCAGAUGGUGUCCAUGAUUCCCACGACCUUGGCGCCCAGUGGAUCCUAUAUGAGCUCCAAAGACUCUGCACCCAAUUCCUUGUGCAGCACGGUGAAUCGCACCAAUCAGGCGGGCAAGUCGGCCGCAGCGCCGGUGCCGGGUCAAAGUGCACACUCGCUUCUGGGCCCUGCACGGCAGCAGUCCACCGAUCUGGUGCAAACAAUCCAACUGACGCAGACGGAACUGCAGGAGCGAAUGACCAAGCAGCAGCAGCAACAUUUGCAGGACAAAGAGCAAGAGUUAAGUCACCAUUUUUAUCAGACCUGGUCAGCCUCUUCCAUGGCGGAGAGCUCCAGCGAACUGGCACCGGGGCGCCGCGGCUACCUCUGCGGCGUCGCCUGCAUUUGCUUCGUGGCGGUGGUCUGGACGUUCGCAACGGUCUUGAAGCAGAUCAUCUUCAGCGAUCUGAAAUUUGAUGAGCCGCUCAUUCUGACCUACGUGUGCAACGCCUGCUAUGCAGUGCAUUUUCCGUUGCAUGCGCUUCUCAGAGUGACUGGCUUGGUGCAGCCCAUCCCGUGGCGCCGGAAAGCCGAGUCGACGGCGAGCGCCGAGUCGACGGCGAGCGCAACGGCUGAGAUGCGCGAAGCCAUGGUGGCCGGUUUGAUCAUCGCCCCCCUGUGGUUCUUCGCCCAGUGGACCUACAGCGCCGGCGUCGCGGGGACCUCUGUGACGGCCUCCACGGUGAUCAGCACCACGUCGGUGGUGUGGACGUUAGUGGGGAGCAUCCUCUUUUUGAAGGAGAAGGUCACGGUUCCUUGGUGA
Molecule: messenger RNA, 1212 nt
Organism: Cladocopium goreaui
Lineage: Eukaryota; Dinophyceae; Suessiales; Symbiodiniaceae
Source: the annotation of a GenBank genome assembly